Molecule: messenger RNA, 2040 nt
Organism: Talaromyces rugulosus
Lineage: Eukaryota; Fungi; Ascomycota; Eurotiomycetes; Eurotiales; Trichocomaceae
Exons: 2
Coding region: 1-2040 (679 amino acids)
Source: RefSeq, a predicted model, not a curated record
AUGAUGGUCCCGAUGAGCCUACGGCGCAUAGCCCUAUUGCUUGCCUUGUCAGCUUCAACAGUAGCGCUGCCUUCUGCUCCCUCUACUCCUGCUUCAAGGACGUCUCAUCGGACGCCCUCUAAGACGCCGUCAAGCAGUGCGUCGUAUAAAGCCACGCCAACAUCUAGCGGUUAUGCAGUCAUUGAGACUCUGGUAGAUGGUGUCGUUAUCGGCUGCACUUCAUCCACUCUUUUGAAAGUCACAGGGGCCACCAGCGUUAUCACAUCGACACUAUGUCAAGGAACACCCACGCCCAUCACUACAUUCCAAGAUGAGUGGAGGUCCUGGCAGUCCCUGGUCUCUGCUGUUGCCCCUGUUACUGCACCGGUUAAUGGAUGCAAGAUUGUCACUCCUGUUCAAGGUGCUGGGUCGACUCAGUACUGUACGUGUGGGGGAGGUCACACUGCCAGUGCAAGCUCUGUACCAACUGCCAUAGCAUUGUCUUCCACGUCCCUUACCACGGUAUGCUCUACGCCCAAUGCAAUGCCCACCGGAUACAUCGAGGUGCCUCAAAUCGCCCUUGCGGAAUUCCAGCCGGGAGGCCUUGACCUACUCUGGACAGACCCUCCCAUAUCGCCGUGUACCGACAUGGGCAAGCCGGAUCCCUUGUGCUGGGACUUACUUGAUAUGGACGAGUUUGUUCAAUGGUGGUGGGGGGAAUAUGAAUCCAUCUGCGAAGGUUACCCAGCCUACCACGGGUUUGGUGAUUGCUUUGUCAAUUUAAUGACGGCAGACUCCCCAAUGAAUUGUUCGGCGCUACAUAGCGACUCUCAGUGCACACAACCUUCUUCGGGAGAGUACGGAAAAUAUCCUUGGAACUCUAUGCGGAUUUUCUAUGCUUCAUUAAGUAUUUUUAACAUCCAUGGGUUUUUUCAUGACUAUUACGCUACUAUUGGGGAUAUCUCCUCGAUAGCAUCGGAUUCGGUGGGAGAGAUCGCGAAGAUUGUGCAGCCUCCCGAGACAUCAAACGUUGCACUAAAUGAUGUUUUAACAGCUCUUGCUGUUGGCCUUGCCUUCUUAAGUGCUCCAGAGGGAGCGCCGGCUUGGUUUGGUAUGUUACUUACGGGCUUAGGCCAAGCGACAGGAGUGGCUAAAUUCUUGUUUCCUGAAUCGAGCUCUUUCAACCAGGAAGUGAUGAACUGGCAGAAUGUAUCUGACAGUCUUGGAAAGGUGACUUCGGAAUUACAAACCAGUGUCUCCAAUGGUCUCGACCCGGCCAUCAAUGACAUCGACAGCUUUCUAGCACUGUCCGCUGAUGGUCAAUUUUGUGGAACUGACAACCCUUCCCUUGAUACAUUGAAGCAAGCCAUGCUUCCGGGUCUUUAUACUUUUAUUAUUUCAUCGUUGCUGAAAGCAAACAACAUAAUUCUGACCCGUUCUGGGAAUACCGACGUUCAUGCGCUUUUCAACAACGGUACAAAACUCAACCAGAAUGUGGAAACGGGCAUUUAUAGAUGCAGUGAAUAUGACAAGAAUGGCGGAUGCAAUAUAUGGUGGUAUGAUAGCUCGGCCGACAUAACCUAUAGUCUCACAUCGACCUCUGACAAUGGCUACAAUGGCACCUCGGUCAUGUCACAACUCCUUGGGUACGAUGCCAAACAGGCAGCUGCAAAUGGCGCAUUCAGUGGCUAUACAACAGGUGACAUGCUUUUCGCCGGCGCCGCCAGUUGCUCUAACGGGGGCAGCAGCAGUCCGACUUUCAAUAUCACGCAGUUGAACGUAACCAAUGGCGAUCUUGGACUCAACUGCCUCAGCUCCUUGCAGGUAUGUAGUUGGGGCAUGAAUUACCCGGACCCAUGGGUCACUGAUUGCCCCAACACCAAAAUGGAUAUCGGGUACACACUGUGCGCGCCAGACCCGCAAGACUGGGACACGGCUGACCAGGGGACGUCUCUUCCAAAACAGUACUUGGGUUGGGCAGUGACACAGGCGGGAAUGGACGCUCUCCACGCCGACGAAGACAGCAGGGGGAGGGUUAGGACAUAUGCAUGUAUAGGAUAG